This is a messenger RNA of Taeniopygia guttata (zebra finch), 5846 nucleotides long. RefSeq names its product ferric chelate reductase 1 like (gene FRRS1L). Gene Ontology annotation, biological process: regulation of postsynaptic membrane neurotransmitter receptor levels; regulation of glutamate receptor signaling pathway. NCBI's taxonomy places the organism in Eukaryota, Metazoa, Chordata, Aves, Passeriformes, Estrildidae. The record is from RefSeq and is a predicted model, not a curated record.
GCCGCCUCCCCGCCCCGCCGCCGCCGCCAUGGCGGAGCGGAGCCGCGGCGCUCGGCGGCGGCUGCCGCUGCUGCUGCUGCUGCUCCUGGCCGGCUCCGCCGCCAGCCCGGCGGAGGAGGGCGGCGGGCGGCGGGAGGCGGGCGGCGGGGAUCACGGCGAGGAGGCGGCGCGGCACCACGACUCCUCGUACGGCACCUUCGCCAGCGAGUUCUACGACCUGCGCUACCUCUCCGAGGAGGGUUACCCUUUCCCUACUGCUCCUCCUGUGGAUCCCUUUGCAAAAAUCAGAGUGGAUGACUGUGGAAAAACCAAGGGAUGCUUCAGGUAUGGUAAACCUGGAUGCAAUGCGGAGACUUGUGACUACUUUCUAAGUUACCGUAGAAUAGGUGCUGAUGUUGAAUUUGAGUUGAGUGCCGACACAGAUGGCUGGGUGGCAGUGGGAUUUUCCUCAGACAAGAAAAUGGGAGGAGAUGAUGUUAUGGCUUGUGUUCAUGAUGAUAACGGAAGAGUUCGAAUACAGCACUUCUAUAAUGUUGGGCAGUGGGCUAAAGAAAUCCAGAGAAAUCCUGCUAGAGAUGAGGAAGGGGUUUUUGAAAACAACCGUGUAACGUGUCGAUUCAAGCGUCCAGUCUAUGUUCCCCGAGAAGAAACCAUCGUAGAUUUGCACUUGAGUUGGUACUACCUGUUUGCUUGGGGUCCAGCAAUCCAGGGUUCUAUAACUCGUCAUGAUAUCGACUCUCCACCCGUGUCAGAGCGUGUUGUCAGUAUUUACAAGUAUGAAGAUAUUUUCAUGCCAUCAGCUGCCUAUCAGACCUUCUCUUCUCCAUUCUGCUUGCUCCUCAUUGUUGCACUGACCUUCUAUUUAUUGAUGGGAACCCCAUGACCAAUGGAAAAUAGCAAGAAUUUGGCAGUGGAAGUUUCUCAGGAUGGACGGCAAUAUGGAUAGACAAUGAAUUUUUCUUUUGGAAUUUAUAUCACAUCACCAUCCUCAUCUAGCUGCUUUUGAACAUAAUUAGCUUCUCAGAAGAGUGAAAUAACCAUCUCCCUUGAGUGGCAGAGUGGUGACAAAUCAUUUAAGAAAAUCAGUGAACACAUAGGAGAAUAUUUUCAGUGUUGUGAUUACUUGCUUGAGAAAAAUGAGACUUUUGUAAAAUCCAUGUCUCUCUCUGUGUGUGUGUGUGUUUGGGAGGGGUGCCUGUAUGUGUGUUUAGGUGAAUUUAGUGAUGGACAUCUUAUCAAAUAACAAACUUGCCUUCCAUAUUGCUACAAAAAAGCAAAUUUGGGAAAACACUGCAAUGCUGUUUGGUACUUCUAGAGCAGAGGGCACAUCUCCAAGUGCAGUUUCUAAUCUUAAGAUCUGGAAACCAGCAGAGCAGGAUAAAACCUAUCCUUCAGUAGUGGAUAGUUCUCCCAAUUUUUUUUUUUUUUUUUAAAUAUUUAUCAAAGUGUACAUUCUCUAGUACUUUCCAAAACUAAACUUGCACAUUCAAGCAUUAGCAUGAUUUUUUUUUUCAACAGAAGGAGGUGAUGAAUGUCUUUAUUAUGUUUCAAUAGCCUUUUUGAAAGAAAUACCUACCUCUUUAAAGAGUGAGGUAUGAAGUUAUUUAAACAAGGGGAAGGGAGAAUACAGCAAUAUAAAUUCUCCAUACAUAGGAAAACCAGGUGUAAAACAUGCAGAAUAUUAAAGUUCCCAACAAGCCAUAGGAUGUCCUCCUAAGAGAUUAAAUCAAUUUUUCUCUUUUUAUGGAAAAAAAUUUGCUGUCAUGUAAAUAUGUUUUUACAUAAUUGUGCAGUAGUAUGAAGUAAUCUCUUCUGUGUUGUAUGACACUAAAUCCUGUUCAUGUUAAGGGUGACUAUGGGCAGCUGGUGUUAUCUUACAAAGAAAUAUAAAUGAGAUUACUUGUAAGGAAAGACAGGGAUUAAUAAGAACAGCAGUAUCUUUUGUUCAUCAAAUCACUGCUAAAAUAUAGGUAUUGUGAAAAAAGAUGAGCUAAAAAGUAAAUACAUUUGCUGUUUUUAUCACCAAUAAAUAGUACAAGAAGAAUGCUAAAUAUUACAGAGAUGAAAAGUGUCAAAAUGCAUUUCUGAGCCACAGAACUUAGAGUGAAGAAUUUCUGUUCUUCACAUAACAGGAAGUGUAUGUUUACAUGUAGCAGUCAAAUGUAUUUAGGUAAGGUUACUCAUUCACUUUCCAACUUACACUAAAAUUCUACUUAAGUAGAAUUAAAAUAUAAGUAGUGCCAAAGUUUUAUCUAAUGUGAUACACUUGAGGACUUCCUAACAUAGAAUCUGGUAAAGUAUAUGUAAUGCAACUCCUUUCUAUUCUCAUUGCUGCAUGGAGUAUAAAAUGAUUAAUUAGCCUGGUUGGGUUUGCAUCAUUAUUCACAGAUUGAUGUCUGUAGACUUAAGUUUUUUUAGACUUAGAAUUCUUCAAACUUAUGCUUAAGGUAUAUUAAUCAGAUUGAAGAUGAACUUAUCUUCAUACAAACACUUUAUCCCUAUUUCAAAAGAUUGAUUAAUAUUUUAUAUUUUCACUGAUGUCUUUAAGGAUUUUUUCACUUUAAAUUACUGGACUAGAGUUCAGGAAAGGGAAGAGAAAUUCAUAAGUGAACUUCUAAAGUGCAUACAGUAGCUUUAUUUAGUAUAAAUUACUUCUCUCAGGUUGGUUAACUUACUCAUCAUCUGAUCAAGUAGAGACCACCUAAUAAGGUCUGCUUUGGCCCACAACAGCUGUGUAAUUUAGCCUUAAGUUUGGCUGGAGCAGAUAAGAAGCAGCCUGGAUAAUGAGCUUUACAUUCAGCAAACAGGUGAAGUGAAGAAAUCAUUGGGGUAAAUUCUUUCUCUCAGGCAGUGAGAUAUUGCAGCUCUUUCUCAGAGCCUGAGGGUUGCUUUAGUUUAUGGCUUGGUUUUUACUGUUUCAGCCAUUUACUUAUUACCCACUAAAGGGCUAAUUUAAUGAUUUAAAGGUACUGAACUUGCCUAGAAACCCAGUUUGGCUUCUCUUUUCUUCUUUAAUAGAGCUCUGGAUUUAGGAUAGCCUGGUUGGACCUGAGCAUGCAGGUAUGUUAUAGAUGACAAUAAUAAUACCAAGGUAAAAUUGUGUGACAACUGUCAAUUUGCUUUCAACGUAUAUGGAGUCAGAUGUGGUUAAAGUUCAGGAUUUGAAGCAAGAGCAAAGUAUUUUACAUUAUUUUUUUAUUCCUUUUUCAGAUUACUUGUCAGUGUGCUGUGUUUUUGUUGUAUCUUUCUCUUGUUGAAGUACGAGCACUUCUAAAAAAUCUUUCAACUAAGCUUCACAGUACUUAAUUAGCCUUAUAAAGUGUUUCUAAUCAAAAGGGAUGACAUAAAAGGCCACAGGAAGCAGCAAAACAAUCUAUUAUCUGGCAUUGAAAUGGAUGGUUGAGUUCAGCACUGAGUUUAUCUUAGAGUUCCUCUUCACAGUGGGAAAAUCAGGAAUGUGGAAUUCAAGUUGACAAACAAUGAAGGUAUGAGCAUCUAGAAGUUGGUAUUUGGGAUGAAAUCUGAGGAGAGAAAGGUUACAAGGGAAACAUGGUAUGUAAGUUUGUACAGUACUUGGUAAGUUUUAAUAUUUGAGUGGGCAUAAUAACUUGUCAUGGAGACUAUUUUUGUUUUCACAUGUUGUCUUGUUUUUCUUUUUAAUACUGAAAAGCAGUAUUUAUCCCUGUUACACAAAGUUACUAUAAAGUAACAGACAUCGAAGUAAUUUUUGAUUAUGGCAUUUCAAAUAUUUUUUGUUUUGUUAUUUUUUCUAAUUGACUGGUACUAACACAAACUAGAAGAAAAUAUGUGCUUUGGAAAAGGAGGCAGAUAUUUCCCUCUCCAAGUAAUUAUUUGUUUCUGUAGUGUGAUUACUACCAAACAACUAUUAAGGAACACAUUUCCUAAGUGCUUUAAUUUUAAGAAUUUCUUUCUGCACAAUGACUUCAUAGAGAGGCAUUGAGUUUAGAGAAGGCAUAUUUAGAAUAUUGUGUUUGGAAAUUUGACUGUGGUUACUAAUUAGAAAGGAUUUUUUUUACAUAUUUUUUUUUCUGUUGCUGGUAUCAAAUAACUGGGUUUUUUUAGGUAGAGGUGAGAUGCUAAUUUAUUUCCCCCUCAAAAAAAAAAAAAAAAAAACAAAAAAACCAAAACCCCCUGAUUUGGUAAUGUCAUUGGAUAAUAGGUGAUGAUGCCUUCUAUUAUUACAAGGGAAGUAUUCUGUUUUUGAAAGAACAUAUUGAUGAGAAAAGUUUGAACUCCCUCUGUGGCCUUCUUUGUCUUGAUGGGUUUUGCACUACUUGGAUAGUAAGAAAAUAACACUUGUGGACUCCCUAAUUUGAAGGAACCCCCAGUUUGGAUUAAAUGAUGUUACAGCUGUGUUUGGCACUGACUUUCCCAAUCUUCAGUACAGGGAUUGGAGAAUGACUGGGGUGUGGUGGCAUCCAGGCAGAGGUCUCGAAGCUCACUUGGGGCACCAUAUGCUGGGUCUGAACCAACAAAAGAGCUCUGCAACUGCCUCUGUGUACUAAAUAGCUGCACAGUUAUUUCUUAGUUAUUGCUAUGACUAAUACAACUGCUAUAAGUUUAAGGGAAGACACAGGUCUUCCUUUUUUUUUUUCUUCUCCUUUCUCAUCCCUCCAAUGCAUGAGACAUUUACAAAAAAGAAAAUUAUUCCUGUUUUAAAGGGUAGCUCCUCUGUCUGGUCUUUCAGGUAUUUUCUGUGUCUGUUAGAAAUUUGCACCCUUCAGUACUCCAGAGGCAGAAUUAAAGUUUAUAUGCAAGUUAUGUAACUUUAAUAGCAUUUAAAUGGCAUUUUGUGACUCUGUGGUUUCAUUGGUUUGGCACACUUGGUGUAGCAGGUGUACUUCUCCCCACCCUCCUUUUGUUUUAACAGCUCCAAAUAAUUUCCCCAAUGUAAAGUACUUGAUAAUAGACAUAACAAGAAGGAAGUAUGUAUUUCAGAGAAUUACAAAAGGCCUAAUACCAGUUAUUUUCAUAAGUAACUAUUCUGUUAGUGUUUUAUACAAAUGAUGACUUUGCAUAGAGCCUUAGAUUUAUGAUAGAAUAAGAAAUACUUUUAAAUAUUACAGUGUUUCAGUGCUUCAUGGAGCUGUGGGUGUGCAUAGCUUACAUGAAUUGAUGUGAUCCUUCUCAACCCCAUGUAAUGAAACUGGCAAAGCAGUUUGCUUGGAUGCUUCACAGUGACACGUUGGUGACUCCAAACAGUUUGGAACAGAGGAAUGGAGAGACCAGUAAUAAGGACAAAUAACAGGGAAAGGGAACGGAAUGGUUUUGGCAUACUUUCUGUUUUUGUAUAAAUUUACAUGUGGCAGUGCCUGUCUGGCAGUCUUUAUCCAAGCAAAUAUUGCUUGAUAUAGGGUUAGGAAGGAAUAGAGACUGACUUUGAAGAGAUUUUGGCUUUUAGGCAGGUCCCAGCUGUUUAAGGGUAGACGUGGGCAUCAGGUAAGACCAUGGCACAAGAUGUCCUCUGCUGUCGAGCCCCAAGUUAAGAGCUGGAGGCUUGACCUGGCCUUCAGAGGUACAAAAACCCAACAAGACCCCAGAGGCAAUACUGCAGCAGGGAGUACCUGCUCAAUUGGUAGAAUGGCCAGUGAGCAGGUACUCCCUGCUGGCUGCAGUCUCAGAAUCAAAAGAUGUGGGCUCUAAAUCUUAACAGCUUUGUACAUUAGCUCCUCCAGUUAAAAUUUCAUUAUCAGUAUUUCUAUAGCAGUCUCUUUGGGCAGCUUUCCCUCAACCUGCCUGGGACAGAGAUGGAUCUUAACAGGAAGAUUUAUAAAGAAAAUGUUAAGUCCUUGUGCACAAAAAUUAAUAAAUAAAUUUUUUAAACA